UUCAUAAGUAUAAAACUGAUAUAGCCCAUAGAAAAAACCUCAAACAUUUAAGCCGUCACAAAUAUUCAACCAAUUCGGACCAUCGGGAACUCAAGAAAGCUACUAUUGUCCAUAAAUAUGCAACAGAUGAAAAGUACCGCAACCGUGUAAAAAAAUUAAGUCAAUCUAGAUAUAGCAACCCUGAACACAAGCAACGUGUUUUAUCCAGAAGCCUCAGCAGAAAACGACAACAGAAGGAAAAAUCCAACAUUUUGGAGCAUGUUAGGCAAAUGUUUGUAGACAAAAUCAAAUAUGGACCACAGUUUGUGUGUUGUGUGUGCCACAAACGCUUCUUCCAAACUGGUGUUUUGGCUUGCAAAAGGUCACAUUAUGUGAACAUGUCACAAUCAGAUCUCGACUUUUGCAUUUCUGAUAAAUAUGUACAUACAUGUGACAUGACUUGCCCUAAGCCAUGUAACAUGCAUGUGUAUAGAGGAAACCUAAACAUAUGCCACACCUGUAACAGUAAAUUGAUUCGAGGUGCCAUCCCGGCUGAGUGUGCAGGUAACAAUUUGGAACUCCCCCCUGUACCUGAGGAACUUGCACGAUUAAACAGUAUAGAAACCCAUCUUAUAUCACCAAACAUUAUGUUUUGUAAAUACAUGACAUUGCCUAAAACAAAACAGCGAGGCAUUCGAGGUCCCGUGGUGUGCGUUCAGAGUAGGGUUACAGAGAGCUGUGACAAAUUGUUGCCGCGGACUGGCUCCCCUGGCCUGGUGCAAGUCAAACUGAAACGCAAAAUGUCUUAUAAAGGUCAUUAUGAGUAUCAGUUUGUAAACACUAACAAUGUGACAGAAGCUUUGGUGUGCCUUAAACAAAUUAACAUCCACUAUGAAGACAUCGAGUUCAAUCAAGACUGGAUCAAUGAUUUCAGCAGAGAGGAGCCUGAGGAACAACAAGAGGACAACACAAUUGAAACCGCUGCUGAAGGUACCGAUCCACCGCCACAAGACCCCAUAGAAGCUGAGCAUCUGUAUGAGAACCAGCAGCAUGGUGUCUAUAAUGACACAUGCUCUAUGCCACUAGACCUGGGUCAGGAGACGCUGGACCAGUAUCUCGAUAAUGUGGUUAGUGUUGCUCCAGCUGAAGGUAACAACCCAGUAAGCAAACUCCAUGACCAUACAAACGAGGCCAAAUGUUUUCCCACCAUUUUUGUGACUGGCACAAAUACAUUUCAUACCCCGCGAAAAUUUCCACUCACUUUAUCCAAAUAUUUCAAAUUACGCCUUUUGAACGCCGAUACCAGAUGUGCUAAUAAUCAGGAAUACCUGUUUUAUGCUGAUAACACGUUGAUCUUGUAUAAUGUCAUUAAUUGUGUCUCGAUUGCAACACGCAAAGGACAAUUUGAUGGCAUUACAAGAGGUAACGCUCAAGACAGUGACGGUAACGUUUUGAGACACGUGGUUCAAUUUAAUGGUGGUUUCCGGUUUUUGUCACCAAUCGUUGGCUCACCUGCUUAUUGGCAACAAUGUAAGCGCGAGGUUUUUUCCAUGAUACGUCAGUUAGGAAUUCCAACUUGGUUCUGUUCUUUCAGUGCUGCUGACUUGCGCUGGAAAAAUCUCAUUGAAGCGCUUCUCAUACAGGAAGGGAGAACACAGACAGUUGAACAUUUGAACUGGGCUGAACGGUGUAAUCUUUUGAGGAAGAACCCUGUGGUUGCAACUCAAAUGUUUGACUAUAGAUGGCAUUGGUUCUUGAAGUUGGUUCUCAUGUCUCCUGCUAAUCCCAUCGGAAAAAUAGUCGAUUAUUUUUGCCGGGUUGAGUUCCAGGCUAGAGGCUCCCCCCACAUCCACGCUCUCUUCUGGGUAGAAAAUGCCCCUAGAAUUGAUCAAAACACCGAUCAAGAAGUCACUACUUUUAUUGAUGAAUAUGUCACCUGUGAGCUUCCACAAAAUGAUCCCAAACUGGCGGAAAUGGUGAAAACUCUGCAGACCCACUCAAAACACCACUCUAAAAGUUGUAGAAAAAAGAAGACGGUCUGUAGAUUUAAAUUCCCACGCCCACCAUCUCGGAGAACUUUUAUCAAAAGGGCACGGCAAACCCCCAUUUGUCCAAAAUGCCAUUUGAAAAAAGAUGAUGCAUUUUGUGUCUGUCCACCAGAUGACCCAACUCGCAUGUCCAAAGAACGUGCAGAUCGCAUUAUAUCUGACGUGAAAGAGGCUGCGCUGAGUGUCAUUGACCCGCCCAAAGACAACGCAGAACUGUUCGCACGACUUGGCAUCACACAGGAACUUUAUGAAGAAGCCUUUCAAGUUUCAGACGGCCACACCUGUAUUAUUUUAAAAAGGGAGCUGUCUGAUAUUUGGACCAAUCAAGGUAACUGGUUUCUGCUGUUUUGUUGGGAGGCUAAUAUCGACAUUCAAUAUGUCGUUGACGGUUUUGCUUGUGCGGUUUACAUGGUGACAUACAUCUCUAAAAGUGAAACGGAGGUUGGCUGGCUGCUUGCAAAUGCACACAAGGAAGCGUUGGAAGGCAAUCAAAGCGCUAAAGAUGCUAUGCAAAAAAUGGGAAAUCUCUAUGUACAAAAUCGUGAGGUGUCAGCCCAGGAAGCUGCUUAUCGAGUCACUGGAAUGCAUCUCAAAGAAUUCUCCCGCAAAGUGUCUUUUAUUCCUACAGGUGAUAACAUAGUCCGGCUUACUAAACCCAUAAAACAGCUUGAAAACAGUUCAUCCGAGGACAUUUGGAUGACUAACAUAACAGACCGUUAUAUCAACAGGCCAGAUGACAGUACUUUUAGUGACAUGUGCAUUGCCGUUUUUGUGUCCGAAUAUCGUGUGUUGUGCAAAGGUCAAACCAGCCGGAACCCAAUUCUCCUCCAAAAUUCUAUGGGUGCCAUAACAAAGCGCAUUCGUACCCAACCUGCAGUGAUUAGGUAUGCCCGCUUCUCUCAAACUGAACAUCCAGAACUGUUCUAUCAGAGUCUUUUACAGUUGUUUCUCCCCUAUCGUGUGGAGAGCGACCUCAUGCCACCUCCGUUCACUGCGUUUGAGCAGUUUUACACUCACGGACAGAUUGUUCUUUCCAAUGGCUCAGUGUGUUCAGUUAAAUCUGUGGUUGAUGCAAAUCGAAACAGAUUUGACAAACACACUGAGGACUUGGAAACACUUUGUAAUGAAGUCAGCAUCAAUGCAAAUCUGGAAGAUGCAUGGUCUGCUCUCUGCCCAGUACAACAACUUGAAAGGCUGGAAGAUAAGGAAGAGGGUGUGGAGAUGGCGGGGGAAGACCAUGCUGACUUUGCUGAAAUUCCUGAAUUGGCCAUUCCAACAGACGGUAUCCAAUCAUCCAUCAAUCCAUUUGAAAAAACCAAAACAUUAACUAGACAAGAGGGGUUAAACUUAAUCCGAUCGUUAAACGAACAACAGAUGGCCAUUUUCACCCAAAUUCGACACUGGUGCUUGCAAAAAAUUAAUAAUCAAAACCCAGAGCCGCUACACACAUUCAUUACCGGCGGAGCAGGCACUGGAAAAAGCCAUCUCAUUAGAGCAAUACAAUACGAAGCGACAAGACUUUUGGCACCUUUAUGCUCUACUCCAGAUGGUGUUAGCGUUUUGCUAACUGCACCUACUGGAAUAGCAGCAUAUAAUCUAAAGGCUGCAACCAUUCACUCCUCAUUUAGCAUAGGCAUGGACUGCCGGCUCCCGUAUGUUCCGCUGGGUGAAGAGAAAAUUAAUACUCUGAGAGUUCAGUUCCAGGAUGUUCACAUUCUGAUCAUAGAUGAAGUUUCUAUGGUCUCCCACAACUUGCUGCUUUACAUUCACGGUAGAUUACGGCAGAUCAAACAAACCGAUGAUUCCCCAUUUGGAAACGUUAGCGUUAUUGCAGUCGGAGACUUCUACCAAUUACCUCCGGUUAAAGGUAAACCUUUGUAUGACACACGGGUUGGCUAUAAUCUUUGGCAAGAAUUGUUUCACAUCGCAGAGCUGACAACGGUUGUAAGGCAGCAAGAUACCACCUUUGCUGAUCUACUCAAUCGCCUAAGAACCCGGUCAAGAGACACCCCUCUGCUCCCAGAAGAUGAAGCCAUUUUACAAAGUCGUGUCACAGGACAAACAUCCACUGCCCUACACAUCUUCCCCACUAACCCGCAGGUUCAGUACCACAACUUGGAACAGGUCCAACGCAUCUGCCCAGAUUACAUCACCGUCACAGCUCAAGAUUACAGCUACAGUAAAAAAACUGGCAAACUCAUUGAAUUCACAGACGGGGUUGUUAAAACAAAGCAUACCUCGCUACUCGAUGAAUUGCCUGUUGGCGUCAAUGCACGGGUCAUGCUAAUUAAAAACGUGGAUGUAGCCGAUGGACUGGUGAAUGGAAUAUGUGGGACCGUCACUCACAUAGACAAUCCACCAAACAGAAGGCUCCCACUGGCCAUUUACGUGAAAUUUGACGACGACAAAAUUGGAGCACAAAAAAGAAGCCGCACUGUCACUCCACCGGGCCUGACUGGUUCUACACGCAUAGAGCCAGUGGAAGAUCAAGCUAAUAAAAAGGGGGAAAAGCGUCGUCAGUUCCCCCUUAAAUUGGCAUGGGCUUGCACGGUGCACAAGGUACAGGGUCUUACUGUUGAUGCAGCUGUGGUGUGUCUAGAGCAAACUUUUACAGCAGGUCAAGCUUAUGUCGCCUUGAGCCGUGUCAGGAGUUUAGAAGGUCUCAUCAUUCAAAAAUUCCAACCAAAGAAAAUCUACUGCAACAGUAAGGUCAGACCGGCAUUAGACACAAUGCUUCCCUUCAUGUUCACAGGGCCGUCAUUGGACAUACAUGAAACACAAGUAUUCAACUUGUUUUUCAUGAAUGUGCAAGGACUUCCGCAACAUGUGUCUGACUUACAGUCAUGUAUGCAGAAAUUCCAUCCCCACUGCAUUGCCGUUACAGAAACUUGGCUCACUGAACGCUCACACCACCAAUCCAAUAGCAUUGCAGGAUAUCAUUUCCACAGUCAAACCCGCAGUUUGGCAUAUCAAAGCAGCCGUCACCCUGCACUGGUCAAUUUGCGCACACAGGAACAUGGUGGAGUUGGAAUCUAUUGUCAAGACGGUUAUUCCUACGACACUGUGUCAUUACAAAACACUAAUCUGGAAUGUUUGGCUAAACAUUUCACUGAACAUGACAUUCUCAUUGCUGUCAUUUACCGCCCCACAUCAUAUCCAAUGACUGUAUUCAAACAAAAUUUAAACACACUGGUGAAUUGGCUUGACUCAAAUUACAAUCACAUUGCAAUCGUAGGGGACUUUAAUGAUGACAUAUUGAAAUCUUCCAGUCUUUGCAAUUUCAUGCAAAAAAAGGGAUUUGUUCAAUGUGUCAUCUCUCCCACUACAGAAACAGGCACUUUAAUUGAUCACAUGUACUUAAAGUCCUCUCAGUUUGAAGUUGACACAUUUGUGGUACCAACUUACUUCAGUGAUCAUGAAGGGAUAGCUUGUUGUUUUAAGCAUAAAAUCACAACAGCCAAUUAAUCUGCAUUUUCCAAUCUGUUUCUUGUUUUAUUUAUGUCUUUUCAGCAAUGCCAUUCACAUGUUUUUCCCUGUCCCACUCCCCCUGUGGAGUGUAACUCUUUCAGAUGCCCCAAUGACGGCUGGACCCUCUCCUCCUCCCUGCAUGGCCCUCCACCCGCCUCGCUCUCCUCCUCGCCCGGCUCUCGUUCUCCUCGCCUGGACUUCCUCCUCCUCGCCUGGUCGAUUUUUUUUCUUGGCGGCACGGUGGCUGAGUAGCAACACUCGCCUCACAGCAAGAGGGUUUGGUUGGAUCCCUGGUUCGCCCCAGGCCUUUCUGUGUGGAGUUUUUCAUGUUUCUCCCCGUGUCUGGAUGGGUUUCCUCCGGGUACUCCGGUUUCCCCCAUCAACCAAAACAUGAACGCCCUUCGAGACAACUGUUAUGAUUUUGGGCGUUACAAAACUAAAUGAAUUGACUUUUUUGCCUUUAUGCAGCUUGGUGAUUUUUAGUUUUUUACGAGCAUUUCUUUGAGUUUUGAAAUGAUCUAAGUUUAAUUGUUUUUGCAUUCUAUGACUUCUAUGCACUACAAUGUUUUGUAUCUAGCAUGUGAACAACUUGAUAAACAGUCCCUGAACAUC
Periophthalmus magnuspinnatus is the source of this 6107-nucleotide messenger RNA. RefSeq lists its product as uncharacterized. Gene Ontology annotation, molecular function: DNA helicase activity; ATP hydrolysis activity. Gene Ontology annotation, biological process: DNA repair; telomere maintenance. The transcript has 2 exons. Bases 270 to 5492 code for a protein of 1740 amino acids. Lineage: Eukaryota; Metazoa; Chordata; Actinopteri; Gobiiformes; Gobiidae. The record is from RefSeq and is a predicted model, not a curated record.